Staurois parvus is the source of this 462-nucleotide messenger RNA. The record is from the annotation of a GenBank genome assembly. NCBI's taxonomy places the organism in Eukaryota, Metazoa, Chordata, Amphibia, Anura, Ranidae.
GGGCAUCGAGUCAACUGGCGGAACAGCGGGCAUCGAGUCAACUGGCGGAACAGCGGGCAGUCAACUGGCGGAACAGCGGGCACCGAGUCGUCUGGCAAGACUGCGGGCACCGAGUCGUCUGGCAAGACUGCGGGCACCGAGUCGUCUGGCAAGACUGCGGGCACCGAGUCGCCUGGCAAGACUGCGGGCACCGAGUCGUCUGGCAAGACAGUGGGCUCCGAGUCAACAGGCACGACAGUGGGCACCGGGUCAUCAGGUAUCGGAUUGUCUGGCUCGACAGCGGGCAUUGGGUCCCCAGGCAUCAGGUCAUUUGGCUUGCCAGCGGGCAUCGCGUCAUCUGGCAAGGCAGUGGGCACCGGGUCACCAGGUAUGACAGCGGGCUCUGAGUCAAUUGGCACGACAGCGGGCACUGGAUCAGGUACCGGAUCAUCUGGAUCAACAGCGGGCAUCGAGUCAACUGGC